AAAGCAUAAGUCUAGUUAUCGUCGAGUUCAUCUAACGGGAGGCCCAGGAAACAUGCUGUUUCGAUGGGGAUGUUAGAAGAGUUAGGUUCGUUGGGCAAGUAAUGAGGUGACUAGUAUCAUGCGGGGACUCAAGUGUCACUCUGGUUUCAAAAGUAUUCCCAGCCCGUUCUACGCUACUGGAAUUGACUCGGAUUUUAUCCAGCCAAGGGAUAUUUUUUUCGACAAUCUAACCCUUUUUGGAUCGGGUGAAUGGCCUAAUAAAAGCUGGUGCCAUGAAGUAUGAAGACCGACCCAUUUGGUUCGAUUUGUAUACAGCUUUUCCACCAAAACUAGAACCACGUUUUGAUCGUCCUGCCUCUGAAGUAAAAAUCAAAAAUAUAUUUUAUGCAGAAGAUGUAGCAAGAGCAAAAUUUCAUAAAACGGAAAGACAAAAUGAAACAAUAAAUUUAUUAGACACAAAAAGGAGAACCCAAACACAAAAUUUUAUUCAGCUUUAUGAGAAUUUGAAAACACAAAAUCCUUUAGAUGAAGAGAAAUUGUACGAGACCGCAGUGGAAUUAUUAGCAGAGCAAACUAGAAAUUCAAGUUCUCAGAAAAACUCGGAGACGACCGAUGAGAUCAAAACCACUUUAUCCAGUGAUUUUGCAGAGAGCUUGGGUAAAGAGGGACGUAAUAAACCUGUGGCGAAUGUAGACAUUCAAAAACUAUUCAGUGAAUAAAACAAUAUUUCCGAAUGAUAAAUUUAUUAUUAAAAAAUUAUUUUUUAUUGUAUUUAUACAGCUAAUGCAUCGUUUUGUGUCUCGUGACUCAGCUGUGUCUGGAGAUUAGACAAUUUAUUUUUUAAAACUUGCACUCCCAUUAUAACAAUAUUUUCGGGUUUAAGUGCGCCGGAAGACUCUACAUUAUAGAAGAAUUUAUUGGGUUUCGCUUCCCAAUUAUAAGGUGCCUCAUAUU
Zeugodacus cucurbitae (melon fly) is the source of this 954-nucleotide messenger RNA. It is a transcript of the gene mRpS23, whose product is annotated as probable 28S ribosomal protein S23, mitochondrial. Gene Ontology annotation, biological process: translation. The transcript has 3 exons. The record is from RefSeq and is a predicted model, not a curated record. NCBI's taxonomy places the organism in Eukaryota, Metazoa, Arthropoda, Insecta, Diptera, Tephritidae. Gene Ontology annotation, molecular function: structural constituent of ribosome. Bases 273 to 719 code for a protein of 148 amino acids. Gene Ontology annotation, cellular component: ribosome; mitochondrion.